This is a messenger RNA of Dicrocoelium dendriticum, 637 nucleotides long. The record is from the annotation of a GenBank genome assembly. Lineage: Eukaryota; Metazoa; Platyhelminthes; Trematoda; Plagiorchiida; Dicrocoeliidae.
AUGGGAAAGCGGAAAUUUCAUUUUACUUUUGAUGAUGAAACAGAGUUGGUGGAAGAGUACGAUGCGAAGUCACACUGCUUAUUAGCUCGAAAGUGGAAGCGGAGAACUCCACUGGGUGGCGAGAGUAGAUGGGAAUACGAAGUCGGUGAACCGCCGAUACAAUUCAGUGUCGCGGACGAGAUCACAGAGUCCAAUACAAACCCCCGCUUCAGCCGAAUGGACACCAUAAAGGCGUUUCAGUGGCGUAUUCGGAACUUACCGUAUCCACUGGACACAUAUUCCAUCAAAUUAGCUGACAAUGGACAAACUUUGGAGUUGAAAACACGUAAUAACAAAUAUUACAAGAAGUUUGAUAUACCCGAUAUGAAAAGAUUAAAUCUUCCGUUGUCGCAGGAAGCAAUCUCAAUGAGUCACGCGAACAACACACUUCUCAUAUCGUAUGCAAAAUCGAAUGAGGUGCUAGCAUACGAAAAGCUCUUGAAGGAUCAUUUGUCCACUGUAAAAUCGAUAGACCAGGAUCAGGGGGAUUGCAAGACAAGCUGACUUCGCUCCUUUUCCGCUAGUCUAACUGGUGAUUCUUCCUUGGUCUACUUCUGUUUCACUGAUUUGUACAUAAAAACUGCCUUAUUGCUGAAGA